Mercenaria mercenaria is the source of this 5429-nucleotide messenger RNA. RefSeq names its product 46 kDa FK506-binding nuclear protein-like. Gene Ontology annotation, cellular component: nucleolus; chromatin. Gene Ontology annotation, molecular function: macrolide binding; peptidyl-prolyl cis-trans isomerase activity. NCBI's taxonomy places the organism in Eukaryota, Metazoa, Mollusca, Bivalvia, Venerida, Veneridae. The record is from RefSeq and is a predicted model, not a curated record. The transcript is spliced from 13 exons. The coding region runs from base 63 to 1550 and encodes 495 amino acids.
GUACGCUUGCAUUUUACGACAUAAGUUAUCUGUUUAGACCAAUUUACGUCACCACAUGUGUGAUGGUACAACCGAGAGAAAUGCAAAAUAUGUUUUGGGCUCUUGUGUUGGAAGAGGGGAAGAGGUACAGCCAGACAGUGGAGCAGUCGUUCCAUAUCAGUAUGGCUGCUCUUGAACUGCCAGCUGAUACAGAGACAUUAAAGGGUAAACACAAUCAGACAGUAUCUGUGAUGGUUGCAAGCCAGAAGUCAGAAUUCCUCAUCUGUUCUCUGAACUUUAAACAUCUCACACAGCAGCCUCUAGACCUCAAUUUUAACGAAGGAGAAGAAGUUACAUUCUUUGUCAAUGGUCAAGGUUCAGUACAUCUGACUGGUUAUCAGCUUGAUGAUGAUAAAGACUUUGGUGACUUGGAAGGCCUUGACAUGGAGGAGGAAGAGGACUCAGAUAAUGAAGUGCCAGAACUUGUCACUCCUGGUAAAAGGAAGAAGGGUUCUGAAGCAGAUGUUCCAAAGAAGAAAACAAAAUGGUUAACACCAGGGGGUAGUGAAUUCUCUGAGGAUGAUGAUGAUGACAGUGAUGAAGAUGAUGAGGGGGAUAGUGACGAUGAUAUGAAUACUAUGGAGAUGCUGGACAUGGAAGCUGAAUUGAGUGAUGCUGAGGAUGAUGAUGAUUUUGAAAUUGAUGAUGAAGAUGAUGAUGAUGAAAGUGAUGAAGAUGACAGUGAUGAGGAAAUGGAACAAGUCAAAAAGACACCAAAACAGAGUGAAAAGAAGGCAAAGGAGACUCCAAAACAAGAGAAAGUAAAGGGAAAACAGACCCCAAAACCAGAACAGUCCAAAACACCUAAACAAGAUCAGAUGAAAACACCUAAACAAAACCAGAGCAAAACACCUCAACAAGACAAAAAGGAUCAGGCACAGAAGUCUGCUGCUACCCCAGUGAGUAAACCAGGAGCAGGUGGCGAUGCUGAGGCAGAACAGUCCGCUAAAAAGAAGAAGAAGAAAAAGAAGAAGAAGAACAAAGGCUUGGAAAAUGGCGACAGUAGUCCGCAACAGGGUGCGAAGACCCCCCAGCCAAACACACCUAAACCUGCUCAGAACCAGCAGACUCAGGGCAAGACACCACAGAACAAACCAGACCAACAGAGCAAGACUCCACAACAGAGCAAGACUCCACAACAAAGUAAGACUCCACAACAAGGAAAAACACCAAAAAAACAAGUUCUUGCUGGAGGAAUAAUUGCUGAGGACAUUAAUCUUGGGGAAGGUCAGCCAGCUAAAAAAGGCAAAAUGGCUCAUGUAUACUAUGUUGGAAAGCUGCAGAAAGAUGGGAGACAGUUUGAUUCCUGUACAGGUGGUAAACCAUUCAGGUUCAAGCUUGGUCUUGGUGAGGUCAUACAAGGCUGGGACAAGGGUGUAGAAGGUAUGAAAGUUGGUGGGAAGAGGAGAUUGACUAUACCACCACAACAGGGAUAUGGAAACCAGAGAUCGGGACCAAUUCCUCCAAACAGUACGUUAGUGUUUGAAGUAGAACUGAAAAAUGUCAGUUGAGAAAAUCCUUUAUAAUUGUGAUACACCAGACACUUAUACCAGAUGACAAUUACAUUCAAGUGACGUACAACAUCUUCGUUGUGGAUGUUUUGAAGGCAGCUAAUUUUGCUGGAAUUUCAUCUGUUUUAUUGACUUUUAAAGGAUAAGAAAAUUGUUUUAGUUGGUAGUCAUCCAUCAUUUCAUAACAUGUACUGUUUUUAGAGUCUUGCAUAUUUUAUCUUUAUACAACUACCAUUCGUCAUCUAUUUUAGAAUCUCUUGAUUGAAAUAAAAGCGAUGUUAAACAUAAGUUACCGAUAUAGUUCAGUUUUAGGAAAAGGGAAAUUUUGAACUAGUAAAAUUAAAUGGGUAGUAAAAUAACGUGAGGAUUUUGCAAAAUUUGGCAUUAACUGAUUACAUUAAAAUGUUUUUGCUUUUCUUGCCUACCUAGCAGGGAAACCAUACAUUUGUCCAAGCACACGCCAGGGAUCCUGUCUUUUCCUAGGGGAAAAACUUUGUCUAAAAUAGCGUGCACUAAGAUGACGUCACGUAAUACUGGCACUAUUGUGACGUCACAAACUAUAUAAAUAAUGUCGGGAAAUACCCAAAUCUAUUUGUCUCCAUGAUCUAUUUUGAACGUGAUAGGCAAGAAAAAUGAUCUAACAUGUCUGCCUGUGUAAGACAGCUGAUUUCCCAACCCUCAGGACAGCCUGGAUAAAAAAACCUCGCUAAAGCUCGGUUUUCCAUUCCACUGUCCCUCGGGUAGGGAAAACCCCAUCUUGCACAGGCAGGCAAGUAAGAUCCUUAUAAUCUCCUUUGAAAACUUAAAUAUAGUGUUCUACCUUUAUUUGGUAGUUUUUUGUAAUGACGUAAAUGCCUUCGAAAAGAAUGUAUCUAAUACACUGGUUGUCUGUUGCACAAGAUGUUAUAUUUUAUAUGAAGAAUGUUUGCUUGUAUGUGUAUAUGAUAUAAGUUUUUGUGCAUUCAUUACCCUGUUAUAAAUUUGAAACAUCUUGAAUGUUUUAACUGUGUUAUGUUGAUGUAUGCUGAUUAAAAUAAGACAGAACUGGGCAUUAUGUGCUGUUGGCAUUAAACAAAUACAUGCAGGGCUCCGGAAAUUUUGAUAACUCAAUCGGUCCGAAACGAAAAUCCUGACAUCGGCGCUACCCCACCCACCGCAUUCCCAAUAUUACAUAUUUUGUAAAACGUGAUAGGGUAAAGAAAUAAGCAUGUCAUGCAUUAAAACUGUGUUACCAGUCACCGCGCGUUACCAUACAAUGAAGACAGUUAUUCAGUGUUAUGUGUGAUCGUUACUUUGUUUAAAUUUCGAUGUUUUUCCGAGAUAAUACGAGGCAUUGACACCGUGUGCGUAACUAGUCUAAAAGCCAACGCACGUGACUUCAAUACCGUAUACACGGCAGAUACUUUCUGAUGUUUCCUCAUUCUUUGACGGAAUUCUAUAAAAUACAAUGCGUCAAAGUGAGUUACACGACACAUAUUCUCUGCUAAACAGCCUCAGUAUUUAAAGAAUACUCUGCCGCGGACCGAAUGUGUACGUUAUUUGAACGCUGAGAUCGAAUUUCCCGCAUGUAUAGUACCAAAAAGUCACGCGGGUUGGCCACGGAUAUUUCAUUUCACUUACGUUGUACUUCAAUAAGCAACUACAUUUUAUAAAGUUAUAUGUUCUCUUCUGAUGUAAACAAAAUUUCAUUUUGAAACGUUUUUUAAAAGACCGAUUUGAUAAACAGUGCCACUCCGGUUUUCUUUAUCAUUCGUGGUUGCCCGUCCAUUUUUUUCUUUUUUGUACAGUCGGGUUGCAAAGACGAUUUUCUGCAUUUGUUUCAACUGGAGCCCCAACAAAUGAAUCAUGUAAUUUUUUCAAAUCAAGUAAUUAUAAAAAUUAUUUUUAUCGGUUUUCCGUGUGAUGUCUUAUUAAAUCAAAGACCUAUAAUGUACAAUUAUAACUCUUUGAUUAAAUGCAGCGACCAUUUGUUUGUUACCGUGAUCAAACAUAGCCUUUUGAAAUAAACCAUCCGUCGGAUUCUAAAUAAAAGAAGUGGAUCCCCGUCGAAAUGAUUUGGAUCCAGUAAAGAAACGUUAGGAAACCAGUCAAAAAUGUUUAAUACACCGCAGUCGGCUGUCUGCAAACAUUAAAGGAUGUGCCGCGCGAGCACUGAUUGCGUCACGCGCUAAUUACGGACCGAUUAUCAAAGUGACAAUCAGACCGAUUGACACGUUUAUUGAUUAUCUGAAGGUGCGACCAACAAUUUCCUACUUGGCAGGUGAUCGUGUAUUGAGAUAUAAGACCGAAAUUUAUACUUUUCUCCAUUUUUACGGGACCGAUUUUUUUCGUUUUUUUCACUUCACGAAUCGGUCUGAAAAGUCAAAAAUCGGUCCAAAACCGACAAACCGGCAAAUUUCCGAAGCCCUGAUUACAUGUAAACGUGCCAUCAGGUUUUCAUAUAUCACUUUUCACCAUAUGUCUCUUAAUUUGAACAUUGAUGGUAAAUUUUGUAUUUUCUUGAUUCUGCUAAAAAAACACUUUUUCUGCUAAAUGUUUAUGCUUAGUACAAUCUUGCUUGUACUCGUGUUUAUGUAAUUAUAUCUGUCAUUUGUAAAUACAAACUUCUGGUAAACACUAUAGUGAAUUUUAAGGGUUGUAGGGAUUUUUAAACUUAAAUUUAUAAAUGUUUUUUUUUUUAUGUAUUGUUACUAGUAUACCAUAAAAUGGUGAUUUUUUGUAGAUCAGGUAUUACCUGCCAAGGUUUAAUGUUGGCUGUUUGGUCAAUUUAUCAAUAAGAAAGUAAUGAAAAAUAAGAAGUGUCUCCUUCAGUAGUAGAAACAACAACAAAAUUUGAGUUCAUAAUAACGCCAGUAACAAAAUUUUGUUAGCCAUCAGGUCAUGCAAUACAAGAAUUAUGUAAUCUACAAUAGUAAAAAGGCAUAAACUCUUGUCGUUGAGUGAACUAUACAUUACUAAUUUAGAGUGGCGGUCUAACUUGUAAACGUUACUGUUACAUUAGGUGUGAUUGAAUGGCUUGUGAGACUGUUAAAUGUGUGACUGUCUUGUUUUUGUUUCAAGUUGUGCAGUGUAUCUUAAAUUUGCGAUGUUGUUGAAUGCCAGAUUGUGUUCAGUGUACAUACAGUAGAUUAGCAAGGAAUAUCUGUCUUGAUACUUAUUUCAUACAAGUAACAUAAAAGUAAGCAUAUGUCAAGUAUAGUGUUUGUGUAAAAGAUAAUUUUCAGUUGUCAUGAAAUAGUACAUAAAAUUGAUUUCAUUGAUUAUAUUUGAAUGGAUUUUUCUGUUCCUAGAUAUAUCAAGACAUUUUUAGAUGUUUUCUUGUUAAUUUUUUUUGUAUGGAGCAUUUACUUGGGUAUAAGAUUAUAAAUAUUUUACUGUCUUGAAACUCUGGUGAUAAAAACUCAGACUGUAGAAACUAACUCGGUUUUAGACCUCUAGAUUUUUUUUAAGAUUUGGAAAUGGAAUUUAAAAUGUAUUACCGGUAGUUUCAACUAGCUAUCCUUGUGAACUAUUGUGUUCCCUUCUGAGGAACCCAAGAUGUAGUAACAAAAUUCAUAUUGAUCAGAGGAAAGGCUUGUACAAAAUAAUGAUAUAAAGAACAAAGAAAGCUGUUUGGGAAAAAAUUAAACCUGUUUGUUUAUAUGCAUACUUUACAGAUUUGAACAUGAAUGAUAAAUAUUAAACUAUUCCAAGUCUUUGUUAGGUGAGGAAAAUAUUGAAUGUAAAGUAACUGAAAAUGAGAAACUGUUUCAUUUCAUGUGCUCAUGUAAGUCCAUUGUUUUUGUCGAGAAGUCUUGAUUCAAGUGUCUUUAUUUGUUAAAAAGUGUCAUGUAUCCAUAUUCAUUGAUCUAUAAUAAAGUCUGAAAUCUACCUACUGUA